This is a messenger RNA of Nicotiana tabacum (common tobacco), 994 nucleotides long. Lineage: Eukaryota; Viridiplantae; Streptophyta; Magnoliopsida; Solanales; Solanaceae. The record is from RefSeq and is a predicted model, not a curated record.
AAGGAUAAUACUUACAACAAAACCAUGUUAACAUCUACUAAUUUUCGGGGAUGUGUAUCUAGACAUAAUUAAUCACAUGGUAGUACAAUUCCUCUUUAGCAAGUUGAUUUUGAAGGAUACUCUUGUUCCAGGUUCAAUGAAAAGGUAGGACCUGUUGUCCAUGAAUUAAGGCCUAAUGUUAAUUUGCACUAAGUUUGGACAAAGCUAGGAAGCACUUGGCCGAGUGGUACAGGCAUGAAUAGCUCAAGGCUUCAUCUAUGCUUUGAAGAAAAGGUAGGGCCUAUUGUUCUUGAACUAAUAGUGCAAAGUUAUUAAUAAUUGGAAGACAAAAGCAUGUGAUACUUCAGUGACAUUGUCUUCUGCUGGUGUCCACAAAUUCCUAUUCAACACAUAUCAGCUGUGUUCUAUGAAUUGCCAUUGCCUAUAUAAACAUAUUCAAAGAGGUGUAGCUCUCACCAAACUUGAAAGUAUUGAAAGUUUUCUCUGCUUUUGAGUUCUUUAGUAAUUCUUUCUUUCUUACUAAAACUAAAAGACCAUGGCAAUUCUUCGUAUGAUCAAGAAGUCUUCGACAAGUGGAGAUGUUCCCAAGGGCCACUUUGCUGUGUAUGUUGGGGAGAAGCAAAAGAAGAGAGUUGUAAUACCUAUAUCAUUUUUGAGUCAACCGGCAUUUCAAAACUUGCUUAGUCAAGCUGAGGAAGAAUUUGGCUUUGAUCAUCCAAUGGGUGGUCUCACAAUUCCAUGCAGUGAAGACUUUUUCGUUGAUCUCACAUCUCGCUUGAGGAAGUGACAAGGAAAUUAGCCCCCUUUUUUUGCUUACACAAUUUUGUAAAGCUAUAAAGCAGGAUCUCCACUGUGUACAGUUCAGGCGAGGAAGAAAUACUAGUUAGAUUUAAUGAGUUUAGCUACAUAAAGAAUGGAUGUCAUUCUUUUGUCUCUUGACUAAGGACACAUUUUUCUACUUCAAUAGAAAUUGAAGAAUGAACCUUUUUACUUC